AGCUCUGGCGUCAGCGGAAGCCUCCGGACCAGCUCUUGGAAUGCUGCAAUUGCGCUACAACGAACGACGGCGAUCGAUCUUGCAGACACGACCAUGACGAUUGUCGCGAGCUGCUGCGGAGCUGCGAGGUUUUCCGGAGCUGGCCGGGCUCUUGUUUCAUUGGGAUGACAGCCCAGUGUCCUCGGGGGAUGAUGGUGAGGUUUUUUUUGGAGCCGCGAAUCGGAGAAUGGAGCUGGAGGGAUGGGCAUCUUGGCGUUUCGGCUUCUCGCUUUCCUCUCGAUUAAAUGAUUCUCGCGUGAAGGCGGAAUCGCCCUAGCUACCGAAUCUAAUUUAUGGUUUUGCCUCGAGUGGACAGUUCUGGAGCAUCGAUGGUUCAGUCUGUGAUGAGUACGAGAGUUCAUGAGUGAAAUUUGAAGGUCUGGAUUCGCGACCAGGAGGAUUCUGCUGACGGACAAAAAUUCCUCUUUUUGAGGAGGCUUAAUUGUAGAAUGCGGUAUGCUGCAGGGCUUUGAGGUUUUAAUUCGCGUAAUUGAUUUGAGGAGCUGAGGGACCUGGCCGUCAAUUUUCUCGCUGCAGAGCGGGUCGUGAGGCAUACGGGGACGAUGAGGAGGGGUGUCAGUCUUCGAGGUGUAUCUGGUUCUUCAAUUUUGAUGUCUCCUCGGUGGCGGGUUUUGGGCCCUGAAGGAAAUGCAGGAUUAAGAACGGCAAUUAGCUUCAUAGGAGCUGGAACUUUAGGCGCUAUAUUAAUAUUCAAGUGUGCUCCAAAACUCAUUUUGGGGAGGAGUUUGAAUUCUGUUUCAAAAAUUGGAGCCACCAGCUCGAGUCCAGUCGAAAAAAUGUGGACCGUACCAGGUCUGCAGAACACUGGGAACAAUUGCUUUUUGAAUGUUAUACUCCAGGCAUUGGCAAGUUCACAGGCAUUAUUGAACUUUAUGGACAGAUGUGCUGAAUUGAUUACAGAAGCAGAAACCAAGUGUCAAAUGACAGGCAGCGUUGAUAAAGUAUCUAUGCCGUUAGCUGUUGCAGUAGCUUCUCUAAUGAAAGACCUUUCUCAGCUUGGUAAUGUUCAACGGACUUCAAGUCCUUGCCCAGUUAUGCGGGCACUCAGUCUAUACGUGCAACAUUUCGAUCUAGCGUCUCAGCAGGAUGCAGCUGAAGCACUGAUCCAUUUGGCUUCGGCACUACAAGAAGAGCGUGGAAAUUAUCUCAAGUGGUUGAGGCCCACAUUACAAUCCUUCGUGAAAGCUCCUGGUUUCAGCGAGGCAUGCGAUUCUACACAUGGUAGACUUGAAUGUAACAGCGUGAAGGGAAGUGAUCAACUGCUGGAUUCUUGGAGAGGGCGCUCCUGGCCUUUGGAGGGAACAAUAGCCAGCUCUUUGACUUGUCAGCGAUGUGGAUAUCAAUUUUCAACCCAAUUCCAGUCUUUCAACGACAUAACUGUUACACCUUCAUACGAUCGAGAAGGAAACAUGUCAAGAGGCUGCACAUUAGAAAGCUGCUUGGAUCACUUUACACGACCAGAGUGGGUGGACAGUGUCAAGUGCAGCAACUGCUCUCAUAAAUCUGCUCUUUUGUCGAUAUUUUUGAAAUCUGGAGAACCGAUGAUGACAGCAGCAGCUGCGAGCCAUACGAGUAACCGCAAGGUGUCUAGGAGCAAGGUUACGUAUAUCGAGGAAUGUGGAUGUGAUGAAGACUGCAAUUGCGAACUUCUUACUGCGGAAGAAGGAGGGGUUUGGAGAAAUGUAUAUACAAAUGCCUCGAAGCAACUCAAAAUUGGUCGGUGUCCCGAGGUUCUCUGCUUCCAGAUUCAGCGCGUGGUAAUAGGCAACGAUGGAACUAUGAAGAAGCUUACGGGUCAUGUAAAUUUUCCGAGGAUUUUGGAUAUGUUUCCUUAUACCGUCGCUGCAAAAGAGAGUGUCCCCCUUAGUAGAGGAGAUCAUGAGGAAUCCAUGCAGUCAAGAUCAUCUCAAUCAUCAGUCGCAAACCACUUCGCCUUUGUGAAUAAAACUCUGCCUCAUUCAGAGAUAAGCUGCAAAGGAGGAGCAGACUUGGGCCACCCUACGGCCGAAACUUGCGAGACAUUGAAUUCAGAUGGGAAGGAAGGCGCUGGAGAGGAGAGGAGUGCCACAAGAAUCGUCUCAGAAGCUCGUACUGGAAACACUGAAACUGAAUUUUCACCUGCUUCAGGUCUGUUGUUGGGUAGUGUUCAUACGCUGAAUCCAUCUGAAAAAGAAGAGAAACUGAGCGGGACGCUUGCUUCAGAACCUGUCGAUGUGAUUGGCGUUCGAAGUAGGACUGACGAAGAAUCAAAUCUUCCAUGUGUCAAUAUCGAUCCUGCAUGUCAAGAACUACCUGAGGAAGGAGUAUUUCCAGUAUAUAGUCCUGCUGUGGAACUUGUAACUGAAAUUCAACCUGCUAGAUACGAGGAGUCGAGCACGCAGCCUAUGUCUGAUAUCUACGUCAAGAAAAACUCUUCUAGCGAUCUGCUUUUGCGCAACGAGGAGGUCUCAAAUCAUGAUAGCGAGAUUGUAGACGAAGUCAAAUCUUUUGACCGUUUUUCAACAACAAACGGAGGUAUUAGCUUAUCGACACUAAAUCUAAACGUCGCGGAAUCUGUCUACUCCCACUAUACUCCUCGGGUGCUUCCUUCUAUUCUACAGCAACUAUCGUCAUUUACGAUACCAUAUGAAGGCCAGCAAUUGUCUGCGGGUAUUCAUCCAUACUCUAAGAAGUUGCCAGGUUUGCCUAGCAUGUCUAAGGGCUCCUCCAGGCUGACGCCUAGAGGUUACAAGUAUGCCAGAAAGCUGCCCUAUGAGCUUGUAUCUGUUGUCGUACACCAAGGAGGACCUCAAAAUGGACAUUAUAUUGUAUACAGAAAGGCGAGAUUGACUGGGACCAAAGAAAAGUCCUUGACUAAAGAAUCAGUGUCACUUAAACAUCCCACAGCCGACGGAGGAGGUGAUACACGCGAAAGCAUUGUAUCCGGAAAUAAAUCUGUCUCAGAACCACAACUCGCUGUGAAGGAGCCUGCUGCAGAGGGCGCCAGAUUGCAGUCAAUUUAUGGUCAGUUGAUCGAACUGGAGUCUUUACCUGACAUUACGUCGAGCAAGAGAUUUGAACCCUCUAAAAGUAGCGUUCAGAUUUCGAAUGAUUGUGGACUGUCCAAGGACGAUCUGCUUCAUUGUGUCAGUACGCCUGAUUAUUCUCAAGUACAACCGAAAAGAGCGGCCGUAUCGGAAGACUCCACAAGGUGCAUUGGAAAAUCUGGUAGAAGGGAUGAUGGCAGUGUUCUCUGGUUUAGAGUGUCUGACACGAACGUACAAAGAGUGCAUGAACAGGAGGUUUUUGGUGCACACGCCAGCUUGCUGUUUUACGAACAACUGUGAUGCAUGACAAGGCCGAUGAGAACGGCUCUUGCCUUGUGAUAAAUUAGAUGUAGUGAUCAUAGAAUCAUGAAAGAAACGAUAUGAUGUGGGCCACCUUGACUUAGAGGUGAAACACUGCUACCAGGUGUGCUUACUUUCUUUCGAAAGAUCAAACGUAUCCUCGAAAGUAUGCACUUCUGACGCUUUGCUCUUCUUUUAGAAACUCUUUCCACGUUGUCAUUAGUACCCUGUGAAUAUAUCUGCUAUUUAAAUCAAUCAUACUUCAGAA
Molecule: messenger RNA, 3654 nt
Organism: Marchantia polymorpha subsp. ruderalis
Lineage: Eukaryota; Viridiplantae; Streptophyta; Marchantiopsida; Marchantiales; Marchantiaceae
Source: the annotation of a GenBank genome assembly